CUUGUUGGCAGCAUUGAAUUACCAUUCAAUGCUCUAGUCUCCUCUCUCUACCAAUCAUCGACUUCCAAUCCUUCCGAAACACCGAAGGCUUCACCAAAGACUCUUCGAGUGUGCAUUGAUUUUACAGAGCCAGUGAGGCAACUUCUGGUGGAACUACUGGGAGAAAGGGACUCGAAAAGUCUGUUGAAAAACUCCUUCGGUUUCAUAAAUGUGGAACCGGUUUGGAGGACACCUGUCAACAAUUUGAUGCCACAUGCAGUACAAAAAACCAGUAACAUGCAGGAAAACUUGUUUAAUCAGGGCGAAGCCUUGCCUUCUACGAACUUAAAAGGUGUCUUACUACCCAACCCCUUUCAACUCGAUGUUCUACUGAACGUACGCGAAGCACGCGAUCUUCGUUUGCCUCAAAAAACCGGCCGUCUACAGCAUUCCUUCCUCGUCGUACGAAUCCCUUGGUGCAACGAGGAGACUCUUGCAGACCAACGAAUCGUUCACAAGACUAAACGCUUUCACUCCGCUAUUUCUUGGGGCUCUGGAGCCACACCAACCUUCCACUUUGGGCUUAGAGUUUCUGCUAUGCUUUCGGAGGAGCAGAUGACUCGCUUAGCAAAGGCCUUCAUCGCAGUUGAGGUGUGGGAACGACGCACAGGCUGUGGAGUUGAGAAGGACGAGAUUAUUGGUCUAGCCAAAGUCAUGACCUCGGGACUUGCUUCAUUCUAUCCAUUAAACACGUCCUCCAAGAGACUAAUUGAGUCUCGCUUUCUUUAUGAUAUUUUCGCCCUUCUUUUUACACCAUAG
This is a messenger RNA of Hydatigera taeniaeformis, 798 nucleotides long. The record is from the annotation of a GenBank genome assembly. NCBI's taxonomy places the organism in Eukaryota, Metazoa, Platyhelminthes, Cestoda, Cyclophyllidea, Taeniidae.